GCCCCCAAACGGUGUAUAAACCACACCGGGGAAUUACGCACGGGUGGCGUGGAUUACGUUGAGUUCUAACAUUUUUCCUUCUCUGGAAAGUCAGUUGGACGCACUUUUAGAACCACCGGCCGACGUACAUUGAAGAGACAACUCUAAAGGUCUCAAUGAAAAGCCGUUACUCGCACAAAGACUAAUCACGGCAGUGGAAGAGGAUGGCCGUCCACGCCGAGGGGAUCGUGGCUAUAGUGAUCUUCUACUUGCUGAUUCUGGGCGUGGGGAUAUGGGCCGCGUGGAAGAACAAGAACUCAGGGGUGUCGGAGGGCCAGGACCGCAGUGAAACCAUCAUGGUGGGCGGGAGGGACAUUGGGUUGUUUGUCGGUGGAUUCACUAUGACCGCUACAUGGGUAGGCGGCGGCUACAUCAACGGGACGGCGGAGUAUGUCUACCUGCCUGACUUCGGCCUGGCCUGGGCACAGGCUCCCUUCGGAUACGCCCUCAGUCUGGUAGUAGGUGGCCUGUUCUUCGCCAAGCCCAUGCGCUCCCGGGGAUACGUCACCAUGCUGGACCCGUUCCAGCAGAUAUACGGGAAGCGUAUGGGGGGGCUGCUCUUCAUUCCGGCGCUUAUGGGGGAGAUUUUCUGGUCCGCUGCCAUCUUGUCAGCGCUGGGAGCUACUCUGAGUGUGAUCGUGGACAUUGACAUCAACAUGUCAGUGGUGAUCUCAGCCCUGAUAGCUAUCUUCUACACCCUUGUGGGAGGGCUGUACUCUGUAGCCUACACUGACGUGGUCCAACUCUUCUGUAUCUUCCUGGGACUGUGGGUCAGUGUGCCAUUUGCCCUGUCCAACCCAGCGGUGUCAAGCAUCAGUGUGACAGCUAAAGAGGCUGUGUACCAGACACCCUGGCUGGGUAAGAUAGACUCAGCAGACACCUGGAUGUGGAUCGACAACUUCUGUCUUCUGAUGUUGGGGGGGAUACCGUGGCAGGUGUAUUUUCAACGGGUUCUCUCUGCCUCUUCAGCUACCUACGCCCAGGUACUGUCCUUUAUUGCUGCCGCAGGCUGCCUGGUCAUGGCUGUCCCCUCCGUUCUCAUAGGAGCUAUAGGAGCCUCCACAGACUGGAACCAGACUACAUAUGGGGCAAUUCCUCCUAAAGAGAAGGACCAAUCAGAUAUGAUCCUGCCCAUCGUGCUGCAGCACUUGUGCCCACCCUGGAUCUCCUUCUUUGGUCUGGGAGCGGUGUCUGCUGCUGUGAUGUCAUCAGCUGACUCCUCCAUUCUAUCUGCCAGUUCCAUGUUCGCCAGAAACAUCUACCAGCUGGCCUUCAGACAAUCUGCGACAGACCGUGAGAUCGUGUGGGUGAUGCGUAUCACCAUCUUUGUGUUCGGCGCUCUUGCCACCGCCAUGGCGUUGCUAACGGGGACCGUGUAUGGCCUGUGGUACCUGAGCUCCGACCUGGUGUAUGUUAUCAUCUUCCCCCAGCUGCUCAGCGUGCUCUUCAUCAAGGGAACCAACACGUACGGCUCGGUGGCCGGCUAUGUCUUUGGUCUGCUGCUGCGUAUCGGGGGAGGAGAACCCUACCUCAAACUACCCCCCUUUAUCUACUACCCCGGCUGGGUGCAACAGGAGAAGAUCCACCAUCUGACUGGAGACGUGGAGUACUUCAUCCAGCAGCGCUUCCCCUUUAAAACGGUCUCCAUGCUGGCCUCCUUCCUGGGUAACGUGGCCUUCUCCUACCUGCUCAAGUACCUGUUUGAGUCUGGGACUCUGUCUCAUAAGUAUGACUUCAUGGAUGCUGUGGUGUCCAAACACAGUAAGGAGAUCAUGGACAAGACCACGCUGGUCAGUAGUGACAACAUCAUCCUGUCGGAGAUGGAGCCGGUCAAAACGCGCCUCAGCAAUGCACUGGCCGGGACAUUUACGAACACAGAGGCUCUCAGUGACGAUGAGGAGUCCAGCCCCGAGUCCUUAAACAACGACCAUGAGUAGAGACCAGGAAGUAGAGACCAGGAAGUAGAGACCAGCAAGUAGAGACCAGCAAGUAGAGACCAGCAAGUAGAGACCAGGAAGUAGAGACCAGGAAGUAGAGACCAGGAAGUAGAGACCAGGAAGUAGAGACCAGGAAGUAAAGACCUGGACCAAGACCCAGAGCCAGACCUGGACCCAGAACCAAGUAGAGCCAAGGUCAGGGGUGGCUAGCCUUCCUGGAGAGAUACCAUCCUGCAGAUCCUUUCUCCUGCUCUAACAUACCUGAUGCUAUUAAUCAGCUGCUCAACAGGAUCUUAAACAGCUUAACCAGGUGUGCUAUAGUAGGGCUGGAGAAAAAGCCUGCAUGUCCCAAUAGCUCUCCAACAGAAGGGUUAGCCAGCCCUGAUAUGGAGCCUUUACUGAGACCCAGAGCAGGUCUGUCUAGCCAUCCAACCCUCUCGUGUUCUCAUCAUAUCAACCACUGACUGACUCUCUGUAAAUCAAACACCACCGCCAUUUUAGUUUUCGGAUUUCAGUGCCUGGUCAUGGCUGUCCCCUCUGUCCUCAUAGAAUCCUUAAAUUCUUAGUCUUAAAUUUCUUAGGUGGUUUUUUACUGUCAGAUUUUGUCAGAUUUUGUUUUUUACUGUCAGACUGUCAGUACACACACACACACAGUCAUGCACACACACAAACACUUCCUCAUUGAGUUAAUUAAACAUUACAAGACGUUUUGUUCAAAUAUCCAUGAAUGCACACAUUAUUUACUAAAGGAAAGUAUGAUAAAAAAAACAGGCAACCAACAGGCAGGAUACAGUGGGAUGUAAACAACACCAGACGGCUCCUGUCAUACAGUACGGAGAAUAAUUCAUUAGGAGAUGUGACUUCUGUGAAUAUUACAUCAGAAAGAAGACUAAUUAAUUAGGUUGAUCUGAAGAUUCUUCAUCAAAGUCAUCUUUAAUCGACAGCUGUUUGAUGAGGUCCAGAGGAGAGAGGGAAAUGGUCCAUCUAGCCAUCCAACCCCCUCGUGUUCUCAUCAUAUCAACCACUGUCUGUAAAGCAAACACCACCGCCAUUUUAGUUUUUGGUUUUCAGUGCUGCUACAGUAAAUUGAGUUCAUGUAAAGGUAAGUAUAACUGAUCUUGGUUAACCCAGAAUUGAAAUCUUGGUUAAAUUCUGUGUCUAUAUGUGUUAGAAAUUGAGAGUUUUCGGUUUGCGAAGCCAAAGCACACAUGCGAAGCAGUAGAAGCGAAGCAGUUUAAGCACCGCCUUUUCCCUUUUCCUGAUACAUUCAAAUAACCAGUGACGAAAACCCAAACACUGGAACUACUGCUGCUUGUUGUCCAAUGCAUCCAAUCCCUUCACAAAAGAUUCUACGGUUCAUGCGCAGAUAUCUGUCCACAAGAGUUUACAGAUAACUGUCUGUCUGUCUCACUAGGGAGGUCUGAGAGGGACGCCAGCCCAGAGGGUGAGGAGAAUAGUGCAAUAUUUAAGUGUGUGUUUGUGCGUUUGUGUGUGUUUGUGCAAAUUCAUUACCAUUAGGUAUGUGUGUCGGAAGGUAAUCUUUCAAUUAUUUCCUAGUUUACUUAUAAUUAAUUCACUAAUAGAGCAAUAAUGAUUUUAGAGUCCAUGCUGUACAUAGACCUAGAUAUGAAUAUCAGUCAUUCAAAACCGUUGAUUGUUUUUUAAUUAUUGAGAUCAAAUAGAUUUCAAGCUCUUUUUAAAUUGUGCGCUCUUAAUCCAAUUUACACACAAUCACCAGGUACAGGUUAAAAUAUUCAGUACUAACAUUAUUUUCAUAGUAACUGGAUUUGAACAGGGUUGAAAAGACAAACCCAAAUUCUGUUCCAUGUUGUCCAUGUGCCAAAAUGUUCCUCUCUGCAGGUGUAGAAGUUCAAUACUGUGUUGUUGUGUUGGAGGGGAACGCUUGCUUUAUUUCACAGUCCUAUAUCAGAUUAUAAGUGCCAGGUUUUACUGAGAAACUAAAGUAUGUGUUAGUAAUAUAGGUGAACAAGCCUUUAAUGCUUUAUUAAUGGGUGUACUGAUUGAAAUUGGACCUAGCUGUGGCUUUAGGUCAUCUGCAUCCUGAAAUUACACCCUAUUACCUACAUAGUGCACUACUUUUGGACAGAGCCACAUAAUGUUGGGUAGUGCACUACUUUUGGACAUAGCCACAUAAGGUUGGGUAGUGCACUACUUUUGGCCAGAGCCACAUAAGGUUGGGUAGUGCACUAAAGUGUAGUUUAUAUAGGUAAUAAGGUGCCAUUUGAGAGUGGCCCCAUGAUGGUUUGUUCCCCUCUAAACUGUCAUUGACUGCAGAGCGGCAGGGGGGCUUGUGGAGGCUGAGUUGUGAUUGCCCCUCCAGGGAUUGUAUCAAUAACCCGUUGGCAGGAUCAAUUAAAUUCUGCUCUGUCCACUCUGUCCAUCUGCCCUGAGGACAUUUGAUUAGUGUUUUUUAGCUGGUUGUGAGCUGAGACAGGAAAAUAACAGCACUGGUUGUUUUGGUGUCAGUGGUUGUAGUGAUUGGAAGCAGAGCUGGUCCUAUGCUGAGUGAAUUAGCUACCUAUCUGUUAUCACAGUUAUUACAGUUUGAUGGGUGAACACUGAGGAAGGUCUGUUGACCAAAACGUUGGUCAGAGAAAACAGAUUUGAGAUUGUGAUGGAAAUUGCAGUUGUUACUUGAUGUUGUUGAGUAUUUCUGUUCUCUGGUUGACUCCUCUUACUGUAUUUGCUGGUAAAGUCUGCUGGUGUUUACAGUCUUAAGUUAUAGUUUGAAUCUGUUGAAUUAUGGCCUUAAUUUGGGUAGUAUUGGGAGCUGGUCUGAUGCUAUUCUAAGUGUCAGAGUGGAUUUGUGUGUCCAGGCAAUCUGUACAAAAUGUGGAUGUAAAGUCUCCUCUCCUUCACCAAGGAGUCUGACUCUGUGCUGUUUUAUCUUUUAUCACUGGAAAAAAUAGCAUUGUUUAAACUAAAGAAUAAGAAACAUAAUCAUGUCAGUUGCUCGACUGGCUAUACUAAAUGUGCUUCUAUGUUGUAAAUGGCAAUGUAUAUUUUUGUGUGAUACAUGUACUGUAUAUACCAACAAAGUCAGCAUAUGAACAAAUGGAACAUACUUUUUAAUGCAACGUUAGAAAUGAUUUUGGUGAGGAGAAAUAAAAGCUAAGAAUUUAUUUAUUAUUUAUGCAGUGUCCAUAAAAAUGAUGGUGAUGAAUAUGUGAGGUAAAUAAAUUAUAUUAUUUAGCUUA
This is a messenger RNA of Salvelinus fontinalis (brook trout), 5194 nucleotides long. RefSeq names its product high-affinity choline transporter 1-like. The coding region runs from base 204 to 1976 and encodes 590 amino acids. Gene Ontology annotation, molecular function: choline:sodium symporter activity. Lineage: Eukaryota; Metazoa; Chordata; Actinopteri; Salmoniformes; Salmonidae. The transcript is spliced from 9 exons. The record is from RefSeq and is a predicted model, not a curated record. Gene Ontology annotation, biological process: transmembrane transport; acetylcholine biosynthetic process; neuromuscular synaptic transmission. Gene Ontology annotation, cellular component: plasma membrane; perikaryon; axon.